Nasonia vitripennis (jewel wasp) is the source of this 1586-nucleotide messenger RNA. Its product is annotated as speckle-type POZ protein B-like. NCBI's taxonomy places the organism in Eukaryota, Metazoa, Arthropoda, Insecta, Hymenoptera, Pteromalidae. The transcript is spliced from 2 exons. The coding region runs from base 394 to 1431 and encodes 345 amino acids. Gene Ontology annotation, biological process: proteasome-mediated ubiquitin-dependent protein catabolic process; regulation of proteolysis. The record is from RefSeq and is a predicted model, not a curated record. Gene Ontology annotation, molecular function: ubiquitin protein ligase binding. Gene Ontology annotation, cellular component: cytoplasm.
CGGCAGUUCGCCUGAGGGCGACGAUGUGCUUGCAUAGUCGAUCGACCGAUGAUCAGUGUACACAAGGAUUUAAAAUGAUGAUCGAUCUUUUAUAAUCGUUUCGCGCGAGAAGCCUGGAGAGGGCGCCGUGAAUUUUCGUAUAGUAAUCCAACAUUUACGCACAUCCCUUAGUGCACCAUGCGCGCAACUUUUGCUGUCAGUCGACCACGGUGUCUUUGAUAUAGAAAUCGGAACUUUCUUGAGCCUCGUGUAUACGGAUCGCGUUAUAGCUACUCAGGAUCCAACUAAAAUUCUCGAUCAAUCCGUAUGUGGGUAUUAAUAAUCUGAAAGAUAUAACAGAUAUUAUUUGAAUUCUAAUUAAUACUCUACUGUGAGGUUAUAACGGAACGAAAAAUGGAGAGCAACUUUUCGGGAAAUUUGCGCCAUACCAACAUGUACACGUGGGUUAUCGAAAAUUAUAAGUCAAUUUUCCAUCACUAUGAGGUUGUUAAAAGUAUUGGAUCUCCGCUUAUAAGGCUAUACAACCGCGGUGAUAAAUAUGAAUUUAAAAUAAAAAUAGUGCCACGCCAAUGGAUCGCUAAAACUUUACAUCUUAGCACGAGCAUCGAAACGCUCUCAUGUCCUACUGAUAAUCAAGCGAUGACUCACAUAAGACUAUGGAUUGUCAAGAGCAAAGGAGGCGAAUACGACCCUCAAGAACAAACUUUAUACAUUGCAGAAGGCAAGGCAUGCUUCUCGCAUAACAUCCACCAUAGCAAAGUGACCGAUAACUGCCUUUCCAACGGCAGUCUCACCGUACAGGUUCAAAUUACCUUCCACAAUGACGUCUUCCACGAGGUCGACGAUUAUGCUAUCCUGAACGCACCAGUAAGCCCUUUGUUUAAUUGCAAGCUUUCUGUUCUCGACGCAUACGAGGAGCUUCUCAGCUCUGCUAAAUUCAGCGACAUCACAAUAGUCGUGGUCGACAAGAAAUUCUCGGUGCACAGGAAUAUACUGGCGUGCAGAAGCCCCGUAUUCUCAGCCAUGUUCGAGCACGAGAUGCUCGAGAAGAGGAAGAACGUCGUCGAAAUCAGCGACGUUGAGCCCGAGGUCAUGGCCGAGGUCCUGCGCUUUAUCUACGCGGAUAAAGUUAAUAACAUAGAGAAGUUGGCUGUCGAUCUGCUGAUCGCUGCCGACAAGUACCAGCUGGAGGCUCUCCGACUCAUGUGCGAGGAGGUACUGGUGAAAAAGUUGAAUAUAGAUAACGUUGUGGAAAUCCUGAAGAUCGUCGACCUCUACGCAUCGUGUAGUCGACUUCGAGGUGCACUACUGAAGUUUUUGACGGCAAACAGACAAAAGGUUGCUGAUGUGAAGAAUUUCGACAAAAUCUUUGAGGCGCUCUCGCCGGCUUUGCUGACCGAGAUCACUAAGACGUUCAUGACGAAGUUAUAAUGACGGCACUAUUUAUAUGUUUUUAUCUCGACGAUAUUGUUGCAUUUACAUUUUAAUACAAAAUUCGUUUGUGAAAAUAACGUAUCCCGCUAUACUUUUGUACUUGGCGUACCUACUUUUCAAAAGUAAAAUAAAUGAAACAUUCUCUUCUCAUA